AGGAAAAAGCUUUCACCUCUUCCUCUUGCCUUUUCUUCUAUAAAUUCUCUGCCCAGCCAACUUUUCAGAAAAUCCCACACACCCUUUCCUCUGUUCUCUCUCUCCAAAUCCCAGCUUUGAAUCCAUGGCUCGACUGCCAUCAUUGUUAAUUUCUCUGUUAACCAUCCUGGGGCUACAAACAUCAGGUGUUGUUUCAAGGACAUUCACAAUGGAGAACAAGUGCGACUACACAGUGUGGCCGGGCAUUCUCACCAACGCCGGCGUCUCACCUCUUCCGACCACCGGCUUCGCCCUCGCAAAGGGCGAAACGAAAACUAUCUCCGCCGCAGCCUCGUGGGGCGGCCGCUUCUGGGGCCGAACCCUCUGCUCCCACGACUCUGCCGGCAAAUUCUCCUGCCUCACCGCCGAUUGCGGCUCAGGAAAAUUAGAAUGCUCAGGCAACGGAGCCACCCCGCCCGCCACUCUAGCUGAAUUCACACUCGACGGCUCCGGCGGGCUUGAUUUCUUCGACGUCAGCCUCGUGGACGGGUACAACCUCCCAAUGCUGGUCGUCCCCAAUGGCGGCACUGGGACCAACUGUACGAACACCGGCUGCGUUACCGACCUCAACACCAUCUGCCCUUCCGAUCUCAAGGUCACCAGUGCCGACGGAGGUGAAGCAGUCGCGUGCAAGAGCGCGUGCGAGGCGUUCGCUCAGCCGCAGUACUGUUGCAGCGGCGCCUACGGUUCACCCGACACUUGCAAGCCCUCUCAAUACUCUCAGAUUUUCAAGAGCGCGUGCCCGAAAGCAUACAGUUACGCUUACGACGACAAGACCAGCACCUUCACAUGCGCCGGUGGCGACUACACCAUCAUCUUCUGCCCAUCGCCUAGCACCAGGUUUUUUCCGUUACGUCGGUUUAACUCAACGGAAUAUCCGAAAGCCAGAAAGCGUCACAGGACAACACACAGCCGCAGCCGACAACCACACCGCCGUCGACAACCACCUCAACCUUGCCGCAAGAGAUAAACAACACAAUGGAGUACGAAGGCGGCUCAUACGAUUCAUUUUCGGCCGCGUCCAUUCACACGUUCGAACCACGUGUAAUGGGUACGGUCGGCGUCAUCGCUUUGCUAUGGCAGCUCUUGUUCUAACUGAGUCGCUGUUGGUUGGGCCCAUGUGAUUCAAUAACAUGGCCCCAAUUUAGGAUGGUGGACCCUUCAACAUUUUUCUUUUCGAAAGAGGGUCCUCAUCCUGAGAUCCUCCUGAUGAUCGAUCUAUCUGGACCGUUCAAAAUUUAAUUCAACGGUUCUAAAUAGGGGAUUUUUGAAAAAUUAUAAUAAUUGCAACCGAUAGAUUAAAUUUGAAAGGUCUAGAUAGAUCGGUCAAGAAGAUCCCUAUCUUGAACUCAGGAGAGGAUCAUCUUCCUUCCUUUUCUGGCCAUGUGAAUUUUGGUAGGUGGACCCACAUGGAUGGCCAUGGUUACGUGGAAUAGAGUCAUGUGAUGGGAAAAGCCAGCCUACGAGAGAUUUUUCAAUGUGAUCGGAAUACAAGAUAGUACAUCACAUGUCGCUAUACAAAUGGUGAGAUAUGUGUGUUAAAAAGUUAAUAACUUAAAAAAUAAAAAAUUUCACCACUUAUAUUAAAACACGUGGUGUACUAUCCAUAUUCUGAUUACAAUAAAAAAUUUCUCCCCACCCACCUGUCAGCUUCUAAAAUCCAAUUGGCAGAGGUUAGAUUAGAUUAUUGGAUUAUUAGGUAAUUAGAUUAGAAAUUAGGGAUUAUAUAUGGAAAAAUUAUUGCGGCUCAUUUGAAAUUUUUUUUUAUUGUUUUUCGUCAUCCAAUUCUUUAUAUUAAAUGGAGGGUCGAAAUUCAUUUUUGUUUGUUGUGGGGAAUGUAGUGAUACACAUCAUAUGUAAAAUAUACAAUAUAUAAUUUAUAUAUUGUAAACUGCAUAAUUUGUUUCUAAGAUAAUGAAGUUUUUGUUUUUGCUAA
This is a messenger RNA of Pyrus x bretschneideri (Chinese white pear), 1975 nucleotides long. RefSeq names its product pathogenesis-related thaumatin-like protein 3.5. NCBI's taxonomy places the organism in Eukaryota, Viridiplantae, Streptophyta, Magnoliopsida, Rosales, Rosaceae. Gene Ontology annotation, cellular component: extracellular region. Gene Ontology annotation, biological process: defense response. The coding region runs from base 125 to 1009 and encodes 294 amino acids. The transcript has 4 exons. The record is from RefSeq and is a predicted model, not a curated record.